This is a messenger RNA of Ipomoea triloba (trilobed morning glory), 471 nucleotides long. RefSeq lists its product as uncharacterized. NCBI's taxonomy places the organism in Eukaryota, Viridiplantae, Streptophyta, Magnoliopsida, Solanales, Convolvulaceae. Bases 1 to 471 code for a protein of 156 amino acids. The transcript has a single exon. The record is from RefSeq and is a predicted model, not a curated record.
AUGAGUAUGAUUGGUGAACUAACUUUUUUCUUGGGCUUGCAAGUUAAACAAUUAGAAAAUGGCAUGUUCAUCUCACAAACCAAGUAUGCUCUCAAUCUGGUGAAAAGGUUCAGUCUAGAAAACUCAAAAGAAGCAAGAACACCAUUAUCCACAACCAUCAAGCUUGCAAAAGAUACUUCAUCAAAACAAGUGGAUGCAAAACUAUACAAAAGCAUGAUAGGAAGUCUUCUCUAUCUUACAGCUAGCAGACCAGAUAUCAUGUUCAGUGUUGGGUUGUGUGCAAGGUUUCAGGCUGACCCAAGAGAAACACACUUAAAUGCUGUCAAAAGAAAAAACACUUCUGGAAGUUGCUUCUUCGUAGGGAAAAAUCUUGUCUCAUGGUUUAGUAAGAAGCAGAAUUCUAUCUCAUUAUCAAAUGCGGAUGUAGAGUACAUUGUAACAGGAAGUUGCUGCACAGACUACUUUGGAUGA